Thunnus maccoyii (southern bluefin tuna) is the source of this 2114-nucleotide messenger RNA. It is a transcript of the gene cd276, whose product is annotated as CD276 molecule. Lineage: Eukaryota; Metazoa; Chordata; Actinopteri; Scombriformes; Scombridae. The record is from RefSeq and is a predicted model, not a curated record. The coding region runs from base 315 to 1211 and encodes 298 amino acids. The transcript has 8 exons.
GACAAAGCAACAAGGAGUGGUUUCUAUGAAAAGAACCGUCCCAAAAUCAAUGGGACAUACCCGCUCACUUUGAUAAAACCGUCCCAAAGCUUUAUCCACCGUUAAAAAAGAGACUGUUCAUCUCGUCGGCGGCAGUUCCAGCUUUAUCGUCAGAGGAAUGAACUGCUCUGGAAAAUAACGUCGUCGGUGCUGCACAGAGAGAGAAAGGACUCACCGCCGCUGGAUGGUUGGUGAUUUUCUUUUAAGUUUCGCCGUCCUAACAUGUGCUGUGUCUGAAGAGGUUGACCUGCGGUUCGAAUCUGCCCUGGAAGACCAUGCUGUUCCUCCUGCUGCCCGCAAUGCUGGCCGUCCAAGCUAUGGCUGUGAUGAACGUGUACGUCCCUGAGCAGCCAGUGGUGGCGCUGCACGGCAGGGAUGCCAUGCUCAACUGCUCCUUCAGCCACGCCAACCCCUUCAACCUGUCCGAUCUGAGCGUCUUCUGGCAGCUGACAGACACCAAACGCAGUGUGCACGGGUACGGCGCGGGACACGACCAGCUGGCGGACCAGGCUGAGCGCUUCGUCAACCGUACCAGCCUGUUCCCCACCCAGCUGGGCCUGGGCAAUGCUUCACUCCUGCUGAGCAGGGUGGUAGUGGCUGACGAAGGCAGCUAUACCUGCUUUGUCAGAGUGCAGGACUACGGCAGUGCUGCUUUGUAUUUGCAGGUGGCCGCCCCCUACUCCAAGCCUGUAGUGACUCUGGAGCCUGAAUCCAACCUGCGGCCAGGUGAUGAGGUGGCUUUGACUUGUGUGGCCUAUGGGGGCUAUCCAGAGGCUGGCGUGAUAUGGCAGGAUGGGGGCGGGCGCAACCUGACGGACAAUAUCACUACUUCAGUGGUAGCCAACGAGGAAGGGCUGUUUACUAUGACAAGCGUGUUGACAGUGGUGCUGGAGCCCAAUAGUACCUACAGCUGCCAACUGAUCAACCCACUACUGGGCGAUGAGGGCUACGCCUUUGUCACAAUCACAGGUCAGAACAUUGCGUUCCCCCCGGUGGCUCUGUGGGUAACUGUUGGCCUGGCCGUGUGUCUGCUGGUGCUGCUCAUUGCCCUGGCUGCUGUCUGCCGUAGGAAGAUCAAGGAGAGCUGCGAGGAGGCCAGGAGAGAAGCUGAAGAAGCCAAGGAGCUGGAAGAAGAGGAGUCAAAGACAGCCAUGACACCACUGAAAAGCUAAGGCCGAGAGAAUAAAGGAGUCGGGGCCAGGCGGCGGGUAGGAGAUGAGUCUGGCGGGUAAUCCCACUCCACCUAUCCAUCAACCUGGAGACUAUUUCCAGCGUCCCCUACAGAAUGUCAAAGCCUCGCUGAGCAGAAGAUGAGUCCAUCAUCUUCUUUCUAAGACUUUCCCUUGAGUUUCAACCAAAACACAUAAACACAUCAUGUGUCAUUAUUUUUGUAUUGCCCUCCCUCCCUUUCUGUCAAUGGAGGGCCACGGCGGUGAGUGAAUGCAGUUGAGUGGGUUGUAUUCUGUGCAGUAUGCAAAAGAGAAGCUCUGUUUGAAAACUACAGGAUGUGACAGGAUCCUUUCUUUGUCCCUGACAUCACUCUGUAUGGGUUGUGAUGGGGCAUGUGCCAGAGAUCUCCUGUCUAAUAGGAAGUGAGACACUUAAAGAGAUGACCCUGCCUUAGUUGCCAUCGCUGUCUCUCUGCCAGAGAGAGAGCUUGGCUUUCCCAUUACUCCUGCACUUGCUAAUUAGCGUCUGUCGCUGGAGUAACUUGUACCUGUCAGUGUGUCGCUCUCCUAUAUUCAGUAACUUGAGGGAAUUGAAAUUGAAUGCCAGCUAAGCUCCAACAAGCUGCAAAUGGUGCAUGGGAUACACCCUGAUUUUCUCACUGACCUGACAGCCUUAUAUGUAAGAAAUUGUUUUUAAUGAACACAGACUAUCUCAGCUUGUUUCCACUGCUGGCGUGGAAUGUUUUAUCUCCUCAGCAACCAGGCUAGGGGCUGUACAGGUUGUUUUAUUGCAAUUUUUAGGUACUUGAGCAAGUGCCUUUGCCAUAAGUCCAUGUAUGAAUGCCAAAACAUUUUGUGUCAGAUAAUCCAGUGCCUAUUUACAUUAAAGAGACAUGGUGAAACUGC